CACAGGGGAUGGAUCUGUUCAUCCCUUGAUUUCCCAAGGGAUCCUCUCUGAGACACACAGAGCUUGGAAGUCCCUUUAACAGUGGACGCUUGACCAUGUUCCUUCUGAUGUUUCUCAAACACGUGUUGACCUGCAGCCUGAAAAUGACCCCGCUGCAGUGCUUGAAGGGGUCCUGUAGCAUGGAGAGUGUUAAUCCAGCCCAGGGCACAACAAACAGCCCAGGCUAUGGAGAGGGUGCUCCACUCAGCACUCCAGGGAUGGCCUCACCAGUGCUGGGCAGAGGGAAGGAUCCCUCUAUCCUCUGUAAGGCAGCCCAGGACACUAUUCACCUCUUUUGCUGCAAGGGCAGAUUGCUGGCUUAUGUUCAAUGUGGUGUCCACCAGGACCUCUGAGUCUUUUUCUGUCAAGCUUUAGCUUUCCAGAUGUGUGGCUCCAGUGCAGACUUCAGGAAUACUUAAAAAUCUGAGAAGCCACAAAGCCAAUAAACAUAUUAAUAUUGUUUGAAGUACAGUUAUUUUAAGCCAGUUUUGUGAUGAAAAGAAGCAUAUAUGUUGACCAGGCUGUCCUUUAUAAAAGUGCUGAUGGGACUGUACAGCAUAUGUAUGCUGGGAGCUACUUUUCUCCAUGCUCCUCUAUGGCCUGUUGCACCAUGUAUCCCUCCUCUUUCCAAACAGCAGAUCAUUCCCUGGCUUUGCUGUGGUUUUGUGAGACUGCAGCAGAGUUGGAGGCUUGUGUGUAAAAUGCUUGCUUUCCAAGCCGCUGGUGCAGGGUGCUGGUGUUGGGUGUUGGCCAACAUCAUAGACUGCUGUAGAGAGAUGAGUUUGGGUAUCAUCCAGCUUGAGCACUGGAUCUGGUUAUUUCUCUUCUUUUUCUAGGCAUUUCCAGUCCCAAGUUCUGCUUAAAUAAAUACAUAAAAAAGCAUCAACAGCUCACACGAAACAAGGAGUUGUCCCUGAAACAUUUAACCCCAGUGAUGAAUCAAGGAUAAAUAUCUGGUUUAAGUGCCUAAGAAAGCAAAUAGGUUGCUGGUGGGAAUUAGGAAGCACCAAUACAGGUUGGCUGCCAAAUUCAUUUUUGGCUUUUAAUUGGAGUCUGGUGUCCAGCUGGGUGAGUUCCUUCGGUUCUUUUCAACAUCCUGGUGUAGGCACCAUUGUUACGGGGUGAUUCUUGCUGUCUUACUGUGUGCGUUCCUCUGAGCUGCUGUCAUCUUCUGCCUUUGAAAUGGUGGUUUGUCGUAUAAUUUUAUGAAUGUUAUUGUGUGGCUUUAAUUGAAAGACAAAAGAAACUAAACAACUUAGAUCAGGGGCUUUUAGUUAGCAUCUGUCCCACUCUUCAUCUUUCCCUAAUUCAUCUUGUUGAGUUUCAGCAGUGCUAAUAGAGCAGCCCUGAUGUUGCAUGCUUGGACAUGGACAGAACAACUAAAAGGAGGAGCAGAGUAAGGUUUUCUUGUGGGAAAGAAAGAAAGGAUUCUGGUGUGCAGUGGAGGAGCAGCAGGGCCUGAUGGGCCUUGGCUCAAGGGAUGGGGAUAAACUAGUAAAAUUGGAAGAUCAGCAGUGCUGUGCUUCGGGGUAUUAGCUGUAAAUGGGUUAUUAAAUCUGUCGCUUCCCACAUUCUUCAGUCUCUGUAUGGUGUUACUGGAAUUGCUGCCUGCUGGGCCACAACAGAGGCCAGCUGCUGCCCCAGGGACAGGGAACUGAGCAAGGCAGAUGGCAAGGUCACUGUGGCAAGGUCCAGCUAGAGCUCAGGUCACCAGGCAAGGUCUGAGAUCAAACCAGGAUGCCAGCCAGCAGGUUAGGUCCAGGCAGCAGCUGGAGACCAGCACUGCUGCAGUACAGCGUAGACAGGUUAUGGUGGGGCUGAUGGGGUGGGUCAUGGGUGGGGGGUCCAGGAGAGGUUGGUCAGGGCCAGUAAAGCCUAGUAGUACCCUCAGGACCAUGCCUACUUCUUGAAAUUCAUGGCUAAAUGGGUUGAACAUCACCAGUCCUGUGAGAAACUCAGCUGCAUCCAAUGGACUUCAUGUUCCCUCCACCCCCUGAUUAAUUCCUGCCACUUGUGAAAUUCUUCUCCUACAGCCAGUUAGAAGACCAAGGGUGACUGCCCAGCAGGAGAACUGGAAGGGGAACUGGAGGAGCCUGUGUCUGCUCCAGGGUAGGACUUGCUAACUCUCUGUCACAGCCUACAUCAGUGGGAGCCAGGAGCAUCCAUAGCUUGUGGUGGACCUGCUGUGCUCAGAGCAUCCUAUGGUGGUGCCAGUGUCUCGCUCUGUGCCCUGGCAAGGUGAUGGACAGCAGAGCAGAGAUGGAGAUUGUGAGAAGCACGAAGGGGAAUACUGCUGGGGAGGUCAGUGUCCAUGUGGUCACCACCGAGAGCACUGUGCAGAGCACCCACCUGCCAACGACUGCCUUCAUCAUACCAGCAAAUGCCACUGCCAUCAGCCUUCCCACGAGCACCUUAGAAAUCCAGCGAUUCCCCCGGGAACCACAGAGAAGCACAGGGGCCGAGAGGCCAGAGAGGGGAGCAGGGAGCGAGCCCAUCACAGCUACUGUCAUUCCCCAGAUCAGCGGGGUGCAGACCUGCAGCACAGUCCGUGUGCUGGAGUGGAAAGAUGGGGUGGCUACUUUGCCUGGGAGUAACCUGCGGUUCCGAAUUAAUGAGUACGGGACACUGAAGGUGGUGAGUGCUGAUAAGAUGCCUCCAGUGGAAGCUGUAAAGGAGGGUCACACAGAGAAAGAUGGGGACUCAGAGGUGGCACCCACCGGCAGGGACAAUCCUACUGUGGCUCAGGAUGCGCCAGAGCAGAUCAAGCUUCCAACAGCAGAAAGCAUGUGCCACUGUGAUACCUGUGGCCGCAGGCACGUGUCAGAUGGAGCCCGGGAAGGCAGAGGCUUCUGCAGCGAGCACUGUCACCAGCAGUUUAAAGAGAGGUCUGUCAUUGUGGAAAACUCUGCCAGCAGCACCAAUGCCACUGAAAUCCUCAAGCCAGUGAAGAAACGAAAGAGGAAGGAUUACCAGAGCCCUUCGGAGGAAGAAUACGAAUCAGAGCAAAUGGAAGAAAAGCAGGAAGAGAGGAAAAACUCUACUGAGGACUCUGCCAUCAGCAACCCAGAGGCUGACACUUGGAACGGGAGCCAGCACGGUGCCAGUGAGGAGAAGAAAGAAGGCUGGUCUUGGGCGUCCUACUUGGAGGAGCAGAAAGCUGUCGCUGCCCCUUUAAAUCUCUUCCAGGAUUACCAAAUAGCUUCCCAGCACAAGAAUGGCUUUAAAGUGGGGAUGAAGCUGGAAGGGAUUGACCCGCAGCACCCAUCUAUGUACUUCAUCCUGACAGUGGCUGAGGUGUGCGGUUUCCGAAUGCGCCUCCACUUCGAUGGCUACUCGGAGUGCCAUGAUUUCUGGCUGAACGCUGACUCCCCCGAUAUCCACCCUGCUGGCUGGUUUGAGGAGACUGGGCACAAACUCCAGCCCCCAAAAGGGGUUGUAGGUUAUAAGGAAGAAGAAUUCAGCUGGACAAACUACCUGAAGAUAACAAAGGCUCAGGCAGCUCCUAAGCACCUCUUCAUGGUCCGAAAUGCUCACGAGGCUUCCCCAGGCUUCGAGGUGGGCAUGAAGCUGGAAGCUGUUGACCGCAUGAAUCCUUCCCUCAUCUGUGUUGCCACAGUGACUGACGUGGUGGACAAUCGCUUUUUGGUGCACUUUGACAACUGGGAUGAUACUUACGACUACUGGUGUGACCCCAGCAGUCCGUACAUCCACCCAGUUGGAUGGUGUCAGGAGCACGGCAAACCCCUCACACCUCCUCAAGAUUAUCCUGACCCUGACAAUUUCACCUGGGAAAAGUACCUAAAGGAAACUGGAGCAUCUGCUGUCCCAGCUUGGGCCUUUAAAGUGCGUCCACCCCACGGCUUCCUGGUCAACAUGAAGCUGGAGGCAGUGGACAGGAGGACGCCAUCCUUCAUCCGAGUGGCCAGUGUGGAGGACGUGGAAGAUCACAGGAUAAAGAUCCAUUUUGAUGGCUGGAGUCAUGUCUAUGAUUUCUGGAUUGAUGCAGAUCAUCCGGACAUCCACCCCAUAGGCUGGUGCUCAAAAACCGGACACCCACUGCAGCCUCCUCUCAGGCCAAAGGAACCAGCCUCGUCUGCCCAUGGGGGCUGCCCAACGCUGGGCUGCAAGAGCAUCCCUCACACCAAGAGCUCCAAGUACAGCUUUCACCACAGGAAGUGCCCCACGCCGGGAUGUGAUGGGUCAGGACACGUGACUGGGAGAUUCACAGCCCAUUACUGCCUCUCAGGGUGCCCGCUGGCAGAGAAGAACCAGGGCAGGCUGAAAGCAGACUUGUCCGACAGCGAGGCCUCGGCUCGCAAGAGGAACCUCAUUGGCUUCUCCCAGCGAAAGAAGUCUCGGCACCAUGGGAGAGGGCGACCUCCAAAGUACCGGAAGAUCCAGCAGGAAGACUUCCAGACUAUUUCUUCAGACAAUAUGCACCAGUCACUCUUCAUGUCUGCACUGUCUGCACACCCCGACCGCUCCCUCUCGCUCUGCUGGGAGCAGCACUGCAAACUCCUGCCUGGGGUGGCCGGCAUCACAGCAGCCACAGUGGCCAAGUGGACCAUCGAUGAGGUCUUUAGCUUUGUUCAGACUCUGACUGGUUGUGAGGACCAAGCCAAGCUCUUCAAGGAUGAGAUGAUCGAUGGCGAGGCCUUCCUCCUGCUGACGCAGGCUGACAUCGUCAAGAUUAUGAGUGUCAAGCUGGGCCCUGCACUCAAGAUCUACAAUGCCAUCCUCAUGUUCAAGAAUGCUGAUGACACCUUAAAGUGACUUUUCUUCACCCAGCUGGGACCUUCUCUUAGCACUGGUGCUGCCAAACUGGUCAGGACAGAGAUUCCCCCUGACCGACCACGUCUUGUCAUGUCCUGCUCAUGUCCUUUUGGGUGCUGCAUCUCUGCUCUCCCACCAGUCCAUCUCCCAUCCUUUCCUCUCCACUCCACACUGUCCUUCUCCUCCAGCACUGGGCAAAGGCUGGCCCCAAGCCUUGGGGAGGCUGUAGGGCAGAGGGUUGAUGUGGGACUGGCCUCUCUUAGUGUGACAGCAGCACCCAGUGUCUCGCUGUGACCGCAUUGAUGCAGGGCAGUGGUGAGGCACAGGGGAGCAGUGUGGAGGGUGUAGCAGCUGGGGGCUGACACGACCAGUCAAAUCACCCAGGUAAGGGAAGGACUGACUGCCUCCAUACAUCCUUGCACCCGUUUAAAGGCCGGUCUUGGCUUUGCUCAGCAGCUGAGAGAGGUUUUCAUUUUUUACCCCAGUGUGUUCCUCUGGGGGCCUCAUGCUGACAUCAUUUCCAAGGGACACUCUUGAGGAGCUUCUGCUCACUUUGCCUUUGUCUCUGAAUUCUUUUGACUUUCCCAUUCUAAGGCCAGAUGAUGACUUUGCUUUGCUCCUUCACUGCGCUGGGAACCAGUGGCCCAACUCUUGCCCCUUCCAAGGAGCACCGUGUCCUGGCUGCUGCUCUGCCUACAA
Messenger RNA from Pezoporus occidentalis (night parrot), 5511 nucleotides. It is a transcript of the gene L3MBTL1, whose product is annotated as L3MBTL histone methyl-lysine binding protein 1. Gene Ontology annotation, molecular function: zinc ion binding; chromatin binding; histone binding. The transcript is spliced from 22 exons. Gene Ontology annotation, biological process: negative regulation of DNA-templated transcription. The coding region runs from base 2281 to 4812 and encodes 843 amino acids. Lineage: Eukaryota; Metazoa; Chordata; Aves; Psittaciformes; Psittacidae. Gene Ontology annotation, cellular component: nucleus. The record is from RefSeq and is a predicted model, not a curated record.